Molecule: messenger RNA, 1175 nt
Organism: Centrocercus urophasianus (Greater sage-grouse)
Lineage: Eukaryota; Metazoa; Chordata; Aves; Galliformes; Phasianidae
Product: probable transport accessory protein MmpS3
Exons: 4
Coding region: 266-679 (137 amino acids)
Source: RefSeq, a predicted model, not a curated record
CACCACCAGCACCACCAGCACCACCAGCACCACCAGCACCACCAGCACCUUCACUCCCAGCCCACCACUGGAGAACACAACUGAGAGCAGCCCCGCUUUGUCCACCCUGAUUGCAGAGACAUCCCCAACGAGCCCCAGUACCACCCCAGGGACCACAGCAGUGGGUGUGACAGUGCCAAAAUCCACAGAGCCCCCCGUGUCGCUGCUCAGCACCGCAGCCACCACUCCUCCCUCCAGCCCGGACACAGAAGCCCCCACCUCAGUGAUGCCCAGCACCACCCAGGCAACCAGCAGUGCUGCCCCCACUUCAGCACACACAGCUGCACCACCUGAGCCCUCUACAACUGUGGUAGACACCACCACCAUCUCCAUCAUCAGCACAGUGGUCCCCAGGAGCACCCCCAGUCCCAGCCCACCCUUGGGGAGCACCACUAGAACCAGCCCUGAUGUCUCCACACUGACCACAGGAGCACCUCCAGACACCUCGACGGCACCACAGAACCCCAAUGCCACCCCAGGUGCAUCUCAGCUCUUCCUCUCCAUGCAUCUCAUCACUCCUCUGGACAUGGGGAACACCACGGUGCAGGAGCAGCUCCUGGCCAAGAUCCACAAGGACCUGCAGACCGCCUUCCCACAUGCCAGGGUCCUGCUGCAGUGGAGAGGGGAGAAGCUGAUCUGAGCCCAUCACCGGGGGAUGCUGGGCAGGACUGAGCCAUCCUGCACCUCCUGUCCUUGUCCCUCUGGGUAACCCGCACAGUCCCAUCUGCUUCCCUGCAGCCCAGUACCCCUCUGUGCCCCGUUUUCUACCCCUUCCCACAGCCACUCUGCAGCCCCAUAACACUGAUAAUAAAGAAGUAGCUCUACAGCCCCCCACCCUGCCCCAUUAUCACCAUGCAGCAGUGGCCCUGCUGGAAUUCAGGGUAAAGCAGGAGGCUCCAUCAGCCCCCAACCCCCAACAAGCUGUGCAUGCCAUGGGGCCAUGAAAAUCCUGUGGGCUGAGCUCCUUCCCUGUUUUUUUCCAGUCCCUGGUUGAGGAGACGGCCGCACCGUCUGCCUCCCCUGCAGCAAAGUCAUUUAUUAACUGAUUAAUUAGCCAGAUAAAAUGAGAGCGAAGCAAUUAUUACUCUAAGCAAGUCACCUCGCAGGGAGAUUAAAAGUGGAAUAAUGAGCAAAAA